AGUUUUUACGGGUUAAAAAUUUUCCCAGCACGAAUUAGCCACUUUCUCUCCGAAAUAAACGUCAAAAUUGCGCUCUCUCGUUACUAAUUCUACUGGCUGUUUGUUUAUAUGGUUCAUUUAAACAAUAUACGUAUUUGAAAUAUUUAUAUUCAAGACAACGUUAGGGAAUGCCUCAAAUAAAUUUUGGUGUUAUAUAUUUUUGUUUCUUGCUAAGCUGGGUGUAUUCAGAUUGUGGUUGCAAUAAAGAUUUAAAUAGAAAAUACGAAGAAUUUGGCACUAUAUCCACAAGUAGCAAUGAAGUUCCGGUUUGCAAGCGAGACAAACAAAAUAAUUUACAUUAUCGUAAUUAUUACCCAGAAGACCCGACAAUGUCGUUUAUACCCGGUGGUAGUUACCUAAUUGGAACCGACGAGCCACAUUUCCAGAGUGAUGGUGAAGCUCCUGAACGUCUUGCCAAAGUGUCUGACUUUUAUAUAGAUAAAUAUGAGGUAUCUAACGCUAAAUUUUACGAUUUUGUUAAGAAAACCAAUUAUACAACUGAGGCGGAAAUUUACGGAGAUAGUUUUUUAUUUAAAACUCUGCUUACAUCAGAAAUGCAGAAGGAGUACGAAGAUUUUCGCGUGGUCAGUGCACCUUGGUGGUUCAAGGUAAAGGGAAUUUCCUGGCAGAAUCCACACGGCUUACAUAGCAGUAUAAAGGAUUUCUGGGACCAUCCUGUAGUUCAUGUAUCUUGGAAUGAUGCUGUUGCGUAUUGUCUGUGGGCAGGAAAGCGAUUGCCAUCAGAGGCAGAGUGGGAAGUGGCAUGUCGCGGUGGAAAGAAACGCAAACUUUUCCCCUGGGGAAACAAGUUGAAACCUCGUGGAAAACAUUGGUUAAAUAUUUGGCAAGGUGACUUUCCAGACGGUAACACAGCUGAAGAUGGUUAUGGUAUAACCAGUCCCGUAAAUAAAUUUAGGCAAAACGAUUACGAUAUUUAUAAUAUUGUUGGUAAUGUUUGGGAAUGGACACAUGAUGUUUGGAAAAGGAACGACGAAAGUACAAAUGCAGAACAUGUAAAAAAAGGUGGUUCAUAUCUGUGUCACAAAUCUUAUUGCUAUCGUUAUCGAUGUGCUGCCCGCUCACAAAACACUGCAGACAGCUCAUCAGGAAAUUUGGGUUUUCGCUGCGCAAAAGAUUCAUAAGAGCUUCAUAACUAGUUAAUUAAACAUACAUCAUAUAUAUUUAAAUAAAAGUUUACAUCAUAUUUUGCUUUGCUAAUUC
Messenger RNA from Ceratitis capitata (Mediterranean fruit fly), 1260 nucleotides. Its product is annotated as sulfatase-modifying factor 1. Gene Ontology annotation, cellular component: endoplasmic reticulum. NCBI's taxonomy places the organism in Eukaryota, Metazoa, Arthropoda, Insecta, Diptera, Tephritidae. The coding region runs from base 168 to 1181 and encodes 337 amino acids. The transcript is spliced from 3 exons. The record is from RefSeq and is a predicted model, not a curated record.